UUUGCUUUGAAAUUCGCCGUUCGCCAUCUAGCCAUCAACCAUCCAGCUUCAUACAAGCUCUCCGCAACCUUUCUCUUUCUUCUAUACCUAUCAGUUUUCUCCAUACUAAAUUUAAUAUCUUAUCCACGCAUCACAAAAUCAUGGCGAACGUCGCCUCUUCAGCCUUGAGACGGGCUUCGCGCCUCGGCCUCAAGCAAUCCCUCGCUUCGACCCCUCUACGAGGAAUUCCUUCUAUGUCAAGAGUGGGAGCCGUAACCACAGCACAAGUUUCACGAAGAGGUUAUGUAUCAGAAACAAAGCGGGAUAAUGCACAAGUCAAUGUCGAGACCGCAAUACGGCUUGACAAGAAGGAUUUUAUGAAUGAGAAAGGCGAACUCAUCACGGGAAGACCCGGUGCUCCUGCGAAUGCCACAAUCAGCCCAAUGGCUGAAGUUCUUAAGGAAGCUACUGUUUUAGAGGAAGGGCAACGUCCUAUCUAUCUUGAUAUGCAGGCUACGACACCGGUCGACCCUAGAGUCCUUGAUGCUAUGUUGCCUUUCUUCGUUAACGUCUACGGCAACCCCCAUUCGCGAACACACGCAUACGGUUGGGAAAGUGAAAAGGCUGUGGAGGAGGCACGAGAGCAUGUCGCAAAGCUUAUUGGUGCAGAUGCUAAGGAAAUUAUAUUCACCAGCGGCGCGACAGAGAGCAACAACAUGAGUAUCAAGGGUGUCGCGAGGUUUUUCGGGCGGUCGGGCAAGAAAAGGCACAUUGUCACUAGCCAAACGGAGCACAAAUGUGUCCUCGACAGCUGCCGACAUCUUCAAGACGAAGGUUUCGACGUUACAUAUCUCCCAGUUCAAAAUAACGGCCUCAUAAAUUUAGAGGAGUUAGAAGCCGCAAUUCGACCGGACACAGCCAUUGUUAGUAUUAUGGCCGUGAACAAUGAGAUUGGUGUUAUCCAACCCUUGGAGGAGAUUGGCAAAUUGUGUCGCCAGAAAAAGGUCUUCUUCCACACCGACGGUGCUCAGGCAGUUGGCAAGAUUCCUUUGGAUGUUAAUGCGAUGAAUAUCGACUUAAUGUCAAUCUCAUCGCACAAGAUCUAUGGUCCCAAGGGCAUUGGUGCCUGUUAUGUUCGAAGACGGCCGCGGGUCAGAUUAGACCCUAUCAUCAGUGGCGGUGGUCAGGAGCGAGGUCUACGCAGCGGUACCCUUGCUCCGCCCCUCGUUGUCGGAUUUGGUGAAGCUUGUCGUAUCGCCAAGCAAGAGUUAGAUUACGAUUCGAAGCGCAUCAAGUCAUUGUCUGAUCGGUUAUUGAAGGGACUCUUAUCCUUGGAACAUACAAGCCAAAAUGGCGACCCUGAACGUUUCUAUCCAGGUUGCGUCAACGUCUCCUUUGCGUACGUUGAAGGUGAAUCACUUCUCAUGGCUCUGAAGGACAUCGCGCUAUCAUCUGGCAGCGCUUGUACUUCCGCGUCAUUAGAGCCGAGUUAUGUUUUAAGAGCACUGGGCAACAGUGAUGAGAGCGCACACAGCAGUAUUCGAUUCGGCAUUGGUCGGUUCACUACGGAGCAGGAAAUCGAUUACGUUCUCAAGGCUGUUCAGGAACGAGUCACCUUCCUUCGCGAAUUAAGCCCUCUAUGGGAACUCGUACAGGAAGGUAUCGACUUGAAUACGAUUGAGUGGAGUCAGCAUUGAUUCAUCACCAUCCCUAAUGAAUUACUCUUUAUUCUCAUCUCGUCUAGGGCGUAGGGUGUAAGGUUAUGAAAUGAUGCCACAAUACGGUCAGUAUGGCUAGUUCUACAAUCUCUUACGAUCAGGGAACCGAGACCGACGAGGCCUCGUUUGUACUUUAGGAGUUAGGCUGGUUGGUACGUUGUUUGGCUCGUCGCUCAUUGCGAGCAUACAAUAGGCAGGUAUAUGUGGUUUCGAGUCGCUUAGGUUGUGCGGCUAUUAUGAGGACACCACGGGGGAAAAAUACAUAUGAAACAGGAUGUGUCUAUUGAUACCUAUAGCAUAACGUGCUUAAAAAUGAAAUACGAGUAAAUCAUUUUCUGCAUAGGUGUUAAUAUGAAGAAUCGGCCCAAUGUAAUUUCUCUUGCGCUUGUAAUUAUACGAAUCCU
Annulohypoxylon truncatum is the source of this 2101-nucleotide messenger RNA. Its product is annotated as cysteine desulfurase. Gene Ontology annotation, biological process: [2Fe-2S] cluster assembly. Gene Ontology annotation, molecular function: pyridoxal phosphate binding; cysteine desulfurase activity. Bases 141 to 1676 code for a protein of 511 amino acids. The transcript is spliced from 2 exons. Gene Ontology annotation, cellular component: mitochondrion; nucleus; cytosol. Lineage: Eukaryota; Fungi; Ascomycota; Sordariomycetes; Xylariales; Hypoxylaceae. The record is from RefSeq and is a predicted model, not a curated record.